GAUCCGCAGUAUGCUGAGGGCCCCCCCUCACCUGGAAACAUGUACGUGAGUUACCUGCAGCUGGACAAGGACCCCGCCAUGUACCCGCACCAGACCCCGGUGAGCCGACACCCAGGCCUCAGCCUCAGCCCGCAGAACUUCGCGGUGCCCGCCCCGCCGCAGUACACGGACUUCCCCGGCUACCACCACCACCAUCACCACCACCACGGCCUCAACAACGACCCGGUGGCCCAGCAGUCGGGCCCGGGCGCCGGCGGCUGGAGCACGGCUUACCCGCCUCCUCCUCCGCCGCCCUCACGGGACGAGUGGUCCGCGCACUACGGCCACCCCGCCGCCGCAGCUGCAGCAGCGGCAGCCGCGGCCGCAGCAGCCGGGGGGCCUCCGCCGGCCUCCACGGUGCCCGGAGCGGUGGGACCCACCCUGGGCUUCAGCCCUCCGGAGUUCCCCGGGCAGCCUCCGGCGCUGCUGCCCUCCUCCCUGAACGCGUCUGGGGGUCAGCUGUCCCCCGGAUCUCCGCAGAGGAGGAACCCGUACGACUGGAUACGACGGUCCUCCGCACCGCCCCUCAACCCCAAUGGGAAAACGCGAACUAAAGACAAAUAUCGUGUAGUUUACACCGAUCAUCAGCGUCUAGAGCUGGAGAAGGAGUUUCACUACAGUAAAUACAUCACCAUCAGGAGGAAGGCGGAGCUUGCCACGGCACUCAGCCUAUCAGAGAGACAGGUGAAGAUCUGGUUUCAGAACCGUCGAGCCAAAGAGCGAAAGAUCAACAAGAAGAAGCAGCAGCAGCCGGCCUCGUCCACCACGACGCCCACGCCGCCCGGCACCAACACCACCGGAGGAGGAGGAGGAGGUGGAGGCGGUAUCCAUGGCAACGGUGGCAGCAGCGUGGCCAUGGUGACGAGUAGCAGCGGUAGCAACGGCCUGGUUUCUCCUUCGUCUCUGCCUUUAAACAUCAAAGAGGAGUACUGA
Molecule: messenger RNA, 972 nt
Organism: Sphaeramia orbicularis (orbiculate cardinalfish)
Lineage: Eukaryota; Metazoa; Chordata; Actinopteri; Kurtiformes; Apogonidae
Gene: cdx1b
Product: caudal type homeobox 1 b
Exons: 3
Coding region: 40-972 (310 amino acids)
Biological process (GO): cell differentiation; animal organ morphogenesis; regulation of transcription by RNA polymerase II
Cellular component (GO): nucleus
Molecular function (GO): RNA polymerase II transcription regulatory region sequence-specific DNA binding; DNA-binding transcription factor activity, RNA polymerase II-specific
Source: RefSeq, a predicted model, not a curated record